Molecule: messenger RNA, 762 nt
Organism: Pristis pectinata (smalltooth sawfish)
Lineage: Eukaryota; Metazoa; Chordata; Chondrichthyes; Rhinopristiformes; Pristidae
Product: dual specificity protein phosphatase 14-like
Exons: 2
Coding region: 1-762 (253 amino acids)
Biological process (GO): protein dephosphorylation
Molecular function (GO): MAP kinase tyrosine/serine/threonine phosphatase activity
Source: RefSeq, a predicted model, not a curated record
AUGGACCAGGUGUGGAGGCCCCGCCCACGGCGGUUGCCAUGGAGACAGGGUGUUUGUUUCAAACACACCCCCGACCCCACCCCCGCCACCACAACCCCCAGUGGCGGGCAGUGUUUGAAGUGUGAGUGGGCGGACUCCUCAAGUAACAAGACCCAGACAUCAGACACCUCUCCACCUCCCUCUGUCCCUGACCAAGGCAGGCUGGCUGGCAGCCCCACCCACCCCUCCGCCCUGUCGGGCAUGGCCCAGAUCACCCCCUCCCUCUUCCUGAGCAAUGGAACGGUGGCCUCGGACCGGCAGGCUCUCCGCGCCCGGGGCAUCACCUGCGUGGUCAACGCCACCCUGGAGCUGGGCGCCCCUCGCUGGCCGGACAUGGAGUACCUGAGGGUGCCCCUUCCCGACCUGCCACACGCCCCCCUCUCCCUCUACUUUGACACGGUGGCUGACAGGAUCCAGCAGGUGUCCCGCUUGGGGGGCAGGACCCUGGUGCACUGCGUGGCGGGGGUCAGCCGCUCCCCCACCCUCUGCCUCGCUUACCUGAUGAAGCACCACGGCCAGAGCCUGCGGGAGGCUCACAACUGGGUCCGCUCCCGGCGCCCCCUCAUCCGCCCCAACUCUGGCUUCUGGCGUCAGCUGAUCGACUACGAGAGGCGGCUCUUCAGCAGGAACAGCGUCCGCAUGGUGCCCACCCCGCUGGGCCUGCUCCCCGAUAUCUACGUGCAGGAGGUGCGGGGGCUGGUGCCCCACUGGGCCUUCAGAUGA